CAACGGGCCUAUCCAUAUAUCCCCGUCUCCUGGCUCAGACAAAUCAGUUGUGUUCCCAAAGCUUAAGACAGGAGCAUCAUAGAGAGCCCUAAUCAGGCGAGAAGAACACACAUGCACACCCUUCCAUGCAAGAAGGAAGAGGCUAGAUUCUAAUCUGACAGUAUGUAUGCCACCUGUGGCCCAUCAUGACCCAAAACUGCAUGAGCUAACAAAGUCUCCUCUACCUGAACCAUGGAUGUUGAUAAAUAACAGCACUUCUAUGCAAGACUUAUUUGGAGUGCCUUCUAGAUCUCGCUUCCUUAGUGCACCUGGGUUACUAUUGGAGGAGGAGGAGGAUGAUGAUGUCUAUCAAGAUGCAAACUUUUCACAGACCACAAGGCUCAUGUUUCCGGAAGGUACCUCUCCUCAGCAGCAGAGCUGUUCUGUGACUGGGAUCAGUGUGGGGGUUGAUACGGAGUUGGAUUUCAGAAGUGCCUGCACAUCCCCAGACUCAAGUAAACGUGAGACUGACGAAGCAGUUCUGCAGAGGAGGCAGAAGCAAAUAGACUAUGGCAAGAACACCACUGGCUAUCGGUGCUAUCGUCAGCAGAUUCCCAAAUAUGAAAGGGAACCAGGAAUUCACCCUCGCAGCCCCAACAAGUAUAAGAAGUAUAGCCGACGGUCUUGGGACAUGCAGAUCAAACUCUGGAGGCGUGCUCUCCAUGCUUGGGAUCCGCCUGGGAUGCCAUUUGAAAACGAAAUUGCUUGUGACUCAAUGCACAGUUUGUUCGAAUCCUGGUUUGACGAGGAGUCCCUUCAACACUUGGAGGAUGAAAUGCUUGCCCUUCAGAUCUCAGAUGUGGAUAAUGUGGGCUGCUCUCCCGAAGACCCAAACCAGAGUUACUAUAAUUGGUUGCAGUGCGGUGACCAUAUAGGGGGUUAUAGUUAUCCAUAUUGGCUAGGGCAAUAGUUUUGUUCUUUGCUUAAGAGGAAGCUAAUCUUUGAGGAUGAUCCCUAUACUUCAACUUCAAUAAUCAGAUUAUUUUUGUUUGUGUACAUCAACCACACAAUACUUUGUGUAGUACCAGUCCUUGUAACUUGCCUUGCAAAAACUUUAUUUUGUAUAUAAACAAAGUAUGCAGAAUAGUGCAUCUGUAAACAUAAUUUCACAUAUCAUAAUAAAUUUAUUAAGACACUACCACUUGUUAAUAAAAGUAACAUGUUUGUAGUGGCACUACUGUUCCAUAAAUCAAUUACUUUCUUCUAGGUUUAAAGCUUGAUUAUUUUGUAUUUUAGUAUGACUUUACAACUGCAAUAUUGUCAUAGCAGACUGUGUGACACAGGUCACUGUAAGUGUUAUAUGCAGAGGGUGUAUAAUAUAUUUUUGCUUCAGGUAAAAUAAAUUAAAAACCAUUAACCGGUUUACAGCAAUUGUCAAGUAAUGCUGAAAUUAAGUUGAAUUUCCAUAAACUUAUUGUGAAUUGUAGAA
Messenger RNA from Pseudophryne corroboree (corroboree frog), 1468 nucleotides. RefSeq names its product oocyte-specific histone RNA stem-loop-binding protein 2-like. The transcript has 8 exons. Gene Ontology annotation, molecular function: histone pre-mRNA stem-loop binding; mRNA binding. The coding region runs from base 167 to 949 and encodes 260 amino acids. Gene Ontology annotation, cellular component: histone pre-mRNA 3'end processing complex; cytoplasm. Gene Ontology annotation, biological process: mRNA 3'-end processing by stem-loop binding and cleavage; mRNA transport. The record is from RefSeq and is a predicted model, not a curated record. NCBI's taxonomy places the organism in Eukaryota, Metazoa, Chordata, Amphibia, Anura, Myobatrachidae.